Molecule: messenger RNA, 2511 nt
Organism: Epinephelus moara (kelp grouper)
Lineage: Eukaryota; Metazoa; Chordata; Actinopteri; Perciformes; Serranidae
Product: zinc finger protein OZF-like
Exons: 3
Coding region: 136-1551 (471 amino acids)
Biological process (GO): regulation of transcription by RNA polymerase II
Cellular component (GO): nucleus
Molecular function (GO): RNA polymerase II cis-regulatory region sequence-specific DNA binding; DNA-binding transcription factor activity, RNA polymerase II-specific
Source: RefSeq, a predicted model, not a curated record
AGAAGAAGAAGAAGCAGGAGAAACAUUAAACAAAGGAAGCGUGAGCAGCGUUAGCUCUGUUCAUCUACAGUAUGAGCUGGAGGAAGGCUUUUAGGUCAUAACGCAGGUAAUUAUUCAUGUUAUAGUUUAGCAACAAUGUCUUCAGUUCAGUAUUUGAGAGGGUUUAUCAACGAGAGACUAACUGCUGCUGCUGAAGAAAUAUUCGGAGUUAUAGAGAAAACUAUCGUCGAGUACGAAGAAGAGAUCGACCGUCAGCGCAGACUGUUGGAUAUAGCUUGGAAACCUGAAAUAAAGUUACACAGGAUAGUUCCUCCAGAGCUCCCACAGCAACAUGUCUGUAAGGAGAAGGAGGCUGUCGCUGACCAGCAGCUCUGUAUUGAGGAGAGGAACUCCAGUGUGGACCAAGAGGAGCCAGAGCCUCCACAGAUUAAAGAGGAAGAGGAGGAACUGUGCAGCAGUCAGGAGGGAGAGCAGCUUGAAGUGAAGCAGGAAACUGAUGACUUUAUGUUGAUUCCUCCUUAUGAAGAAAGUGACCACAGUGAAGACGAGUCUCUCAACGUUAGUAUCAGUGAAUCUCAAAAUGUGGUGGAGGAAAACUUUAUAAACUACAUUGUUAUUAAAAACUCUGUGGUCCCAGAAGCAGACAGUGAUCACCAGCUCCUCUCUCACAACUCUCAUGAAGCUGAGAGCCAACAUCAGGAAGGAGACGAGCACGGUGACUCAGGAUCAUCUUACAAUGUAUCUAACCCUUUUAUAUCAACAAUUCAGUGUAAUACUCACACAGGUAAAACGUCUUUAAAGUGUGACACUUGUGGGAAAACUUUUAAGUAUAGGUCAGAUUUAAAGAGACACCUGAUAACCCACACAGGUGAGAGGCCAUAUUCUUGCAACACCUGUGGGAAAAAAUUCAUUCAGCCAUCAUUAUUGAAGAAUCAUAUAAGAAUACACACAGGGGAGAAGCCAUUUAUUUGCAAGACAUGUGGGAAAGAAUUCGGAUAUAGCAGUCACUUGAAAGUCCACAUGAGAACUCACACAGGAGAGAAGCCAUAUUCUUGCAAAACAUGCGGAAAAGAUUUCAGACUUCUUAGUAAUUUGAAUGUCCACUUGAGGAUCCACACAGGUGUGAAGCCGUUUUCUUGCAACACCUGUGGAAAAGAUUUCGGACGCAAAAGUCACUUGAUAGGCCACAUGAGAAUUCACACGGGAGAGACGCCGUUUACGUGCAAAAUAUGUGGGAGAGCUUUCAAACUUAGUUCAGGCUUGAUAGGCCACAUGAGAACCCACACAGGUGAGAAGCCGUAUUCUUGCAACACCUGCGGGAAGACGUUCUGUCGGUCAUCAGUAUUGAAUAUGCAUUUAAAUAUCCAUACAGGUGCGAAGCCGUAUUGUUGCAGCACCUGUGGAAAAGAUUACAGGCGUAAGUGUGACAUGGUAGUCCACAUGAAAAGAGCCCACGCUGGUGAGAAGUCGGACCAUUGCAAGACCUGUGGGAAAAGCUGCUUUGAUGGGUCUACUACGGCAAACCAUAUAGCAUUGCAGUCAGGCGAGUAGAUUUGCUUUUGCAUGAGAACUCAGAAGUGAAGAGCCAAAUAAUUGUAGCACUUAAAGGAAAACUUUUACCCAAAUCAUGUUCUUGGAAAAAAAACACCUGAGGAUCAGGAGAUACCACUGAACUGAAACCUCCGAUGAGUCAUGCUCACUAACUGUAUGAAAUACAUUUUUGCAAUAGCUACAUCUCUGCCAUUAAAUGCAUACAAUCCCCAAAAAGUCACAAUAUGUUGAAGUAGUACAUUUUCAACAAUCCUAUCAAGUUUUAUUGAUCUGAUCUCCUUGGGUUUGGUCACUUAUGUUGUCACCCUGCCAACUAGAGUCUUUUCCUUUUUGUCUGGACAUGUCAUAUUUAAUUAAAAUGUUAUGUAUUUUGUCAUUGCAUCUACUUGAUAUAAUUUUUGUUGUUUGGGGUUUUAGUAGUGACACAAAAGCAAAAGUAAAUCGUGUACUGCUUGGUGCUUUUAAUGCUUACAUAAGCUUAGAUUAUAAGAAGUUAUAAUAUUAAGGAUCGUGGGCAAGAGAAUGCUGUUUUUCUGUCUAAUGCAUAUUCUAAAAGUAAAGCUUUGUAAGAUGAUUAUUUAAGAAAACCAGUCACCCUGACGUCUUAAGUUAGAGAAGUAAAUUAUGUUCAUCGCGGCUGCAGCAGAGUGUGACUUAAAUUAAGUGUAUAAUAAGUUGUCAUAGUGAGAAUAGUUCUUAUCAGUGUUAAGUUAUAACAUGCAGGACAUGUUUUAAUAUUGCAACUCAGCGACUGGAGGUUAAGUUAAAUGAUUUGAUAGCAUUUGUAAAUUUGAUCAGUGAAGCUGUCUCAUAUUGACCAAGAAUGUCUAUAGUGGAAAAUGUAACAUGUCGGCUACUCAAGUACUGUAUUUAUAGUGCUCAGAUGGCCAAGGUUGCAUGUAUUCCACACAAAUAGAAAAGCUUAAAACACUUACAAUAAAAGAAAUAAUCAGAACUUUU